This is a messenger RNA of Penicillium alfredii, 1044 nucleotides long. RefSeq names its product t-SNARE syntaxin. Gene Ontology annotation, biological process: intracellular protein transport; vesicle fusion; endoplasmic reticulum to Golgi vesicle-mediated transport. NCBI's taxonomy places the organism in Eukaryota, Fungi, Ascomycota, Eurotiomycetes, Eurotiales, Aspergillaceae. Gene Ontology annotation, molecular function: SNAP receptor activity; SNARE binding. The transcript has 4 exons. Bases 1 to 1044 code for a protein of 347 amino acids. Gene Ontology annotation, cellular component: SNARE complex; endomembrane system; Golgi membrane. The record is from RefSeq and is a predicted model, not a curated record.
AUGACGGGGCCGUCGAUCCAAGACCGCACAGUCGAGUUCAGUGCCAUCCUGGGACAGGCCCAGAAGCGACUCGGCACUUCGAAAGUCGGGUCACAGCGCCAGGCAUUACUGUCAGAUGCGCAACGACGAGAGGCCAAUGGGUCACUAAUCAGUGCGCAGGAUGCAAAGGGAGCGAGGUCCGAGUUUGCACGGAGGGCGAGAGAUAUUGGAAAGGGCAUUACCGGGACUACGGCCAAACUGCAGCGACUGGCUGAAUUGGCGAAGCGGAAAACCCUCUUUGACGACCGACCCGUCGAGAUCUCAGAAUUGACCUACGUGAUCAAGCAAGAUUUGGCUUCCUUGAACCAACAGAUCGCCGGAUUGCAGGCACUGACGCUGGCGCAACAUCCCAAGUCGAGUCGGUCGAAGAUGGACCAGGAAGGAGAGCACAAUGACAAUGUGGUCGUGAUGCUGCAAGGCAAACUGGCCGACGUGGGUGCCAGUUUCAAGGAAGUGCUCGAGGUCCGGACAAAGAACAUCCAAGCUUCUCGAACAAGGACGGAGAACUUUGUGUCGUCGGUGUCAUCCAAGUCGCAGAAUGCCCUAGACUCGCAGCGUUCGGAUUCGCCUUUGUAUAACACCUCGGGACGACGAACCCCUCAGCCAGGACACCAAGGAAAUUCGUCCGACCUAUUGACGCUUGACCCGUCCAACCCCUCCCCUCUGGGUCGUCCGUCCAUGCAAUCAGAUCAACAACUGCUGGUCAUGGAAGAGGCACAGUCGAGCAACUCUUACGUCCAGGCCCGCGGUGAAGCCAUUGACGCCAUCGAACGAACCAUUAGUGAACUGGGCGGGAUCUUCGGGCAGCUGGCACAGAUGGUCAGCGAGCAGUCUGAAAUGAUCCAGCGCAUCGACGCCAACACCGAGGACGUCGUGGAUAAUGUGCAAGGGGCCCAGCGUGAGCUCAUGAAGUACUGGACUCGAGUGUCGGGUAAUCGGUGGCUGAUUGCCAAGAUGUUUGGCAUUCUGAUGAUUUUCUUCCUUCUCUGGGUCCUGAUUUCGUGA